CUUACACUCCGGCUCUGAUAACCUGUUUCCCUCCUGGCCUUUCUGUAGAGGCUCUUGAUCCAACCGAUAUAUACCUUUUCUAUCAGCACUCUCGCCAUGUCGAACCCCGCAGACUACACCGUCGGCUGGAUUUGCGCCAUCAGCACCGAACGUGUCGCUGCAGAAGCCUUCCUCGAUGAUGAACACGACGGUCCUGAUUAUGUCUCCCCUCAUGAUAACAACGAUUAUACAUUAGGCAGAAUUGGAAAACACAACGUCGUCAUCGCCGUCUUGCCAGACGGAGAGUAUGGCACAUCCUCAGCUGCAUGCGUUGCGAGAGAUAUGCUUCAUACCUUCCCCAAUGUGAGGAUCGGCUUAAUGGUCGGUAUUGGCGGCGGCGUCCCAAGCCAAACACAUGAUAUUCGCUUAGGUGAUAUUGUUGUGAACGCUACGCGCGACGGCAAGAGUAGUGUUGUGCAAUAUGACUUUGGCAAGACAAUACAAAGUCAGGCUUUUCAGACAACAGGCUUCUUGAACCAAUCUCCAACGGUGCUACGAACAGCAUUGAGUGGACUUAAAAGCCAAUACGAGCGCAGAGGCCAUGGGAUCGAGGAUGCUAUAAAUACUGUCCUAGACAAGACCCCCCGCAUACGAAAGAAGUACAGGCGCCCGGAUUCAAGCAGCGAUAUGUUAUUCUGCAACGAUGUUAUUCAUCCUUUGGACACAGAAACAGCCUGUACGAGCUGUAGCAGGAACAACCCAUUUGGCUCGAUAUCACGAUCUAAGCGGACCGAGGACGACGAUAACCCAGCUAUCCACUACGGCAUCAUCGCCUCAUCGAACCAGCUAAUGAAAGACGCCAUCCUUCGCGAUAGGAUUGCGGCGGAACAUAAUGUCCUGUGUUUCGAAAUGGAGGCGGCCGGACUAAUGAACCACUUUCCUUGCCUAAUCAUUCGGGGUAUAUGCGAUUAUUCCGACUCGCAUAAAAAUAAGGAGUGGCAAGGAUAUGCAGCGAUGGCGGCUGCUGCGUUUGCCAAAGAUCUGCUUUACCGUAUACCGCCCAACAAAGUUGAGGCAGAGAGGCGAAUAGUGGAAGCCUUGGAAUCUAUACUGUCUCUAACUAUGUCAGUGCAGGACACUUUGAGCCAUAUCCAAUCGACAGCAGUUGAAACGAGCACCAACAUUGAGGAAAUACGCUCUGAUAGCCACCUCACCCGGAUCAAACAAUGGCUCUCGCCUCCAGACACAUCAACCAAUGCCAACUACGCCCGGGAAAUUCGACAUCACGAAACCGGUACAUGGCUGUUGAAUACCCCUGCGUUCAAGGAGUGGAAGUCUGGAUCACUACAGCAUGUCUGGCUCCACGGGAUGCCCGGGAGUGGCAAGACUAUUAUCAGCACGACUGUUCUUGAUGACUUAACGAAGAUGAACGAUCACACCACCCUCAGCUUCUUUUUUGACUUCAGCGAUACGAAGAAGCAAACUCUAGCCGACAUGCUCCGCUCACUCGCCUUUCAGCUAUACACCCAGCGGAUCGAGUCCAAGAAGGAAAUGGAUAGUUUAUUCACAGCUCACGAGGAUGGUCAGAAACAACCAGCACCUAAAACUCUGGCUACAUCGCUGGCAGCCAUGAUGCAAGCUUCUGGGAAGAUUUUUAUCGUCCUUGAUGCUCUAGAUGAGUGCUCUGUGAGGGGCGAGCUGCUCACGUGGAUGAAGAGCUUUUUCUCCGAUCCUAGUUUUGUUCAUGUUCAAGUCGUUGCUACUGGACGACCAGAAGAAGAGUUCCAGCGUUUCUUCCGCGGUUCAUUUGGAGAAGACCAUUGCAUCUCCAUGGAUGCGGAGUCGGUAAACAGAGAUAUACGCGCCUACAUUGAAGCUAGACUUGAGCAGAGCCCGGAGUUCAAGAAAUGGGCGUCAUCGCCGUCUGUAUUGAAACAGAUUCAGGACGACAUUGGAUCUAAGGCCGAUGGCAUGUUCAGGUGGGUUGCAUGCCAGCUAGAUAGCCUCGAGACGUGUCUCGAUCGGGAGGCAAUCGAAAAGGCUCUCGAAUCACUUCCAAGAACCCUAAAUGAGACGUACGCCCGCAUUCUUGCGAGUAUUCCCCCAGAACGCAAGCACAAGGCAACUCGUCUACUACAAUUUCUUGUGCAUACCGAGCGACCUUUGACUAUUGAAGAGGCUGUGGACGUGAUUGCUGUCCGCCUUGACAAUGGUGGAUCUUUCGACGAAAGGGAUCGGCUGCCUUGCCCGUCCGACAUAACAAGAUUCUGCCCAAGUUUAGCCACGCUUGUGAGAGCUUCCCGAGAUUGGUGGGUAAAUGAAGAACUACAACUGGCUCAUUUCUCAGUCAAGGAAUACCUUCUAUGUUUCGAUGUUGAAGGCCUUAACUACAUGGAUGCUGCAAUCGAUAUCACGGAAACGUGUCUGGCUUAUCUCAGUUGUGUGGCAGAAUCCCGAAUACAUGAGGCGCGAUUCCCACUAGCACGAUAUUCAGCCAAAAUAUGGAUGGAUCAUGCUCGGCUAGCUGAGAGCUCGGAGCGAGCCCGAAAACAGAUUCUUCGUUUUCUGAAGACUGAAAAAACUUACAGGGCGUGGACUCGGCUAUUUCAACCUGACAACCCAGAGAUUUUUCCCCCACCGGAGACAGAUGCACUUCCACUCUACUUUGUUUGCUUGAAAGGUCUCAAAGCAACUGCAGAGGCGUUGGUGUCAUCAAAGACAAAUGUUAGUGCUCGAGGGGGGAGAUAUCAAAACGCUCUGCAAGCUGCAUCCUUCGAAGGCCAUCGAGAGAUUGUACAGAUACUCGUAGAUAGGGGAGCAGAUAUCAACGCCCAGGGUGGAUUCUUUGGCAGCGCUCUCCUCGCUGCGUUAUACCAAGGCCAUCAAGAGAUUGUGCAGCUGCUAUUAGAUAGAGGAGCAGAUAUCAACGCCCAGGGUGGAUUCUUUCAUAACGCUCUUCAAGCUGCAUCAAUCCAAGGCCAUCACGAGAUUGUGCAGCUGCUAUUGGAUAGGGGAGCAGAUAUUAACGCCCGGGGUGUACCAUAUGGCAACGCUCUCUACGCUGCAUCAUCCCGAGGCCAUCAAGAGAUUGUGCAGCUGCUAUUGGAUAGGGGAGCAGAUAUUAACGCCCAGGGUGUACCAUAUGGCAACGCUCUCGAAGCUGCAUCACGCCAAGGCCAUCGAGAGAUUGUGCAGAUACUAUUGGAUAGGGGAGCAGAUAUUGACGCCCAGGGUGGGGUAUUUGGCAACGCUCUCCAAGCCGCUUUGACCGAACGCCAUCAAGAUAUUGUACAGAUGCUCUUGGAUAGGGGGGCAAAUGUCAAUACCAAAGGGGGACGAUAUGGCACUGCUCUGCGAGUUGCAUCCUUACAAGACCAUCGAGUAAUUGUACAGAUACUCUUGGAUGUGGGAGCAAAUAUCACGCCAAAGGGGGUAAUAUUCCCAAGCCGCUUCAAAAGUAGGUCAUCAGGGUAUUGUACAGAUGCUCCUGGACAGGGGAGCGAAAUUUAA
This is a messenger RNA of Ilyonectria robusta, 3489 nucleotides long. RefSeq lists its product as uncharacterized. Gene Ontology annotation, biological process: nucleoside metabolic process. The record is from RefSeq and is a predicted model, not a curated record. Gene Ontology annotation, molecular function: protein binding; catalytic activity. Lineage: Eukaryota; Fungi; Ascomycota; Sordariomycetes; Hypocreales; Nectriaceae. Bases 97 to 3489 code for a protein of 1130 amino acids. The transcript is spliced from 3 exons.